ACUAUAUCUCUUAUUGUUACAGCAGUCAAAAUGCAGAUUUUCGUUAAGACUCUCACUGGUAAAACGAUUACUUUAGAAGUUGAGCCAUCAGACACUAUUGAAAAUGUUAAAGCUAAAAUUCAGGACAAAGAAGGUAUUCCUCCGGACCAGCAGCGCUUGAUCUUCGCCGGUAAGCAACUCGAGGACGGGCGCACACUUUCUGAUUACAACAUUCAGAAAGAAUCUACGCUCCAUCUUGUUUUGCGCCUUCGUGGUGGUAUGCAGAUUUUUGUCAAGACCCUCACGGGUAAGACUAUCACUCUGGAGGUCGAGCCUUCUGACACCAUCGAAAAUGUAAAGGCCAAGAUCCAGGAUAAGGAAGGUAUCCCCCCAGAUCAGCAAAGAUUGAUCUUUGCGGGCAAGCAGCUUGAGGAUGGCCGCACCUUGUCUGAUUACAACAUCCAGAAAGAAUCUACUCUUCACUUGGUCCUGCGUCUCAGAGGUGGUAUGCAGAUUUUUGUUAAGACCUUGACAGGGAAGACUAUCACAUUAGAAGUUGAACCAUCUGACACCAUUGAAAAUGUGAAAGCUAAGAUCCAGGAUAAAGAAGGCAUCCCCCCAGACCAGCAGAGAUUAAUUUUUGCUGGAAAACAGCUUGAAGAUGGCCGUACACUCUCAGACUACAAUAUCCAAAAGGAAUCUACACUGCAUUUAGUCCUUCGUCUCCGAGGAGGCAUGCAAAUUUUUGUCAAAACAUUGACUGGCAAGACAAUCACUUUGGAAGUGGAGCCCUCUGAUACUAUUGAAAAUGUUAAAGCUAAAAUACAGGACAAGGAGGGCAUCCCACCGGACCAGCAGCGUCUCAUCUUUGCUGGGAAGCAACUUGAAGAUGGCCGCACACUGUCUGACUAUAACAUUCAGAAAGAGUCCACACUCCAUUUAGUAUUGCGUCUCCGUGGUGGCAUGCAGAUUUUUGUUAAGACCCUCACUGGCAAAACCAUCACCUUAGAAGUUGAGGCCUCUGACACCAUUGAAAAUGUAAAGGCCAAGAUUCAGGACAAGGAAGGUAUCCCUCCAGACCAACAGCGUCUGAUUUUUGCUGGUAAGCAGUUAGAAGAUGGACGCACCCUUUCUGAUUAUAAUAUUCAAAAAGAGUCUACCUUACAUCUUGUGUUGCGUCUCCGUGGUGGUAUGCAAAUCUUCGUGAAGACCCUUACUGGCAAAACCAUCACCUUGGAAGUAGAAGCCUCAGACACCAUUGAGAAUGUGAAGGCCAAGAUCCAGGACAAGGAAGGUAUCCCUCCAGACCAACAGCGUCUUAUCUUUGCUGGCAAGCAACUUGAAGAUGGUCGUACACUCUCUGACUAUAACAUCCAGAAAGAGUCCACCCUCCAUCUUGUCUUACGUCUCCGUGGUGGCAUGCAAAUCUUCGUAAAGACCCUUACUGGCAAAACCAUCACGUUGGAAGUAGAACCCUCGGACACCAUUGAGAAUGUAAAGGCCAAGAUCCAGGACAAGGAAGGUAUCCCUCCGGACCAACAGCGUCUCAUCUUUGCUGGUAAGCAGCUUGAAGAUGGCCGUACACUCUCUGACUACAAUAUCCAGAAAGAGUCUACUCUCCAUCUUGUCUUGCGUCUCCGUGGUGGUAUGCAAAUCUUCGUAAAGACCCUUACUGGCAAAACCAUCACCUUGGAAGUAGAAGCCUCUGACACCAUUGAGAAUGUUAAAGCCAAGAUUCAGGACAAGGAAGGCAUCCCACCGGACCAGCAGCGUCUCAUCUUUGCUGGUAAACAGCUAGAGGAUGGCCGUACUUUGUCUGAUUAUAAUAUCCAGAAGGAAUCUACUUUACAUUUGGUGCUUCGCCUUCGUGGUGGUUAUUAAUCGUGACAUUGUAAUACAACAUAAUUUUCUGAUUUUGACACAAUAAAUAAUAGUUGUCUUUGACUAAAAACAAUGUAACAUCACUAUUCUUAUUGCAGUAUUUGAUUAAAAUUUUAGCUUGGAAUA
Messenger RNA from Cydia amplana, 1986 nucleotides. RefSeq names its product polyubiquitin-C. The coding region runs from base 31 to 1860 and encodes 609 amino acids. The transcript has a single exon. Gene Ontology annotation, molecular function: RNA binding; ubiquitin protein ligase binding; protein tag activity. The record is from RefSeq and is a predicted model, not a curated record. Gene Ontology annotation, cellular component: cytoplasm; nucleus. NCBI's taxonomy places the organism in Eukaryota, Metazoa, Arthropoda, Insecta, Lepidoptera, Tortricidae. Gene Ontology annotation, biological process: protein ubiquitination; modification-dependent protein catabolic process.